Molecule: messenger RNA, 3597 nt
Organism: Megalobrama amblycephala (Wuchang bream)
Lineage: Eukaryota; Metazoa; Chordata; Actinopteri; Cypriniformes; Xenocyprididae
Exons: 3
Coding region: 1236-2396 (386 amino acids)
Source: RefSeq, a predicted model, not a curated record
UACAGCUGGAGGAGCUUCACUGCAAAGCAAUCAGGUGUGUAUUCAGGUAUGACUUCCUCUUGAAGGACUGGCAGACACAGAGCUUACAAUGGGAGGAGUUCACUGCAAAGCAGGCAGGUAAAUACACCGAUACGUAAUCCUCUUCUUCAACAAUAACAGACAGAACUUACAGCUUGAAGGGCUUCACUGCAGAGCAAUCAGGUGAGUAUUCAGGUAUAACUUCCUCUCGAAGGACUAGCAGACACAAAGCUUACAAUGGGAGAAGUUCACUGCAAAGCAGGCAGGUAAAUACACAGAUACAUAAUCCUCUUCUUACUUCUUAGAACGUGACAGAAAGCUCAGGUAAGUAGUGGACACCCGGCGGGUUUAAGUUCACACUUCACACAUCAAACAGUGCAUCACAUCACUUCAUCACUGCAAUUCAACACUCAGUGGGAAAUACAUAUAUAAAUGGCCGUCGCCCAGUUCAGACCUGGCAUUCACGUCAGGAAAUCCCAUAAACAAGGAAGAGGAUGGAGAUCAAUGGAACUACUCACAGUCUCUCCCAAACAAUCUUACUGUCCAGCGAUUUCCUCCUUCCGAUUGAGUCAACGUGCUCUCUCUCCCAAACUCACAAUGCCGUGCCUGAUUGCCAGUCCCACUUCCUCUUCUCCACUGCUCACUUUUCCUCCGAGAUUCACAGUCCCCCAAACAAAAGAAACAAAAAAAACGCCCCCUUUAGUGCAUCCUCUCUCCUUUUAUCCUACCCUAAGGGCAACGUGUCCCAAUGUGCACCGCUGCCGGCAAUCUUCACUAAUCACCCCAUUCGCGGGGAUUUUUCGCUAAACCGGAACUAGCCCGGUGUUCCGUUGUUAUUGGUCCGGCGGGAGGCAAUCGCGGCGAACAUUAGUUCCGCCUUGACAGUUGGAAUUUUUGUCACCUCGUGACAAAAACAUACAGCAGUGUGUAAGUUCUGCAACGCAACGCUUACUGAGACGGCUGGGAAGACGUCAAACUUCUAUCGACAUUUGGAAAGGAAGCAUAAAGAAAGGUUCUUGGAGUACAAGGCAGGGCAACAGACAGAUGUCACACAGCCAACUAUAACGUCGUCGUUUACACAGAAAGUGCAGGUGUACAGCCUACAUUCACCAAGACAACAAGCCAUCAGUAAAGCCAUUAUCCAAGAUUUGAUAAUUGGGUGUUGUCUGCCACUGUCACUUGUGGAAAAUGGACAUUUUAAACACUUUCUUGAGAUUAUGGACAAUAAGUACACACCAAUCUCUAGAAGAACAAUUUCUGAGAAACAGAUACCAGUGUUGGUAAGGACAGUCAAGGAAACUGUUUUAAAGAAGCUGGAGACCCAGUCAUCUGUUUCUUUAACAACUGAUCUCUGGUCUGAUCGCAAGCUGCGCUCCUUCCUUGGAGUGACUGCCCAUGUGUGCAACAAAUCGAAGGAUUCAGAUUCCUAUGCACUCGAAUCGUACUUGCUGGACUGUAGGCAUUUUACAGGCAGACAUAGUGGGGAGCGAAUUGCUUCUGCCUUUGAGGAGAUCACAGAGGAAUAUGGUAUACGUCAGAAGAUAAGUUAUAUCAUCACAGACAAUGCUGCUAAUAUGAAAUGCGCUUUCAAAGUUUACAUGCCACAACAACAGUCUGAUGACAGUGAGAGUGAGGAGGAGAAUCUAGAUGAUGAACACUUGUGGGAGGACAUGAAUUUAGUGGAAGACACAGAAUUACCAUGGUCAUCAGGUGAAUGUCUUUCCUGCUUUGCCCACUCUCUGCAGUUAGUUGUGAAUGACGGCAUGAAGGAGGUAAGGGCCAUUUCCCGCACCAUAGCCAAAACAUCACGGUUCACGACGCUGUUACAUAGCAGCUCACAAUUUAAAGAAAAGUUUGAGGCUAUGUUUGACUCUAAUAAGACCAUUCCAGCAGCAAACACCACUCGCUGGAACAGCACGUUCAAACAAGUACAGGCCCUCACAGCUCUGGACCACAAAUCUCUAAAUGAAAUGUGCAGUAAGGACUAUGAGAAUGUGAUGUUUAGUGCUUGUGAGUGGAACCAGCUGAAGGAACUGAGUGCAGUUCUUGCUCCAUUCUCUGAGGCAACAGACCAGACAGAAGGGGAUAAAUCAGUUACCAUCAGCAUGGUGGUUCCAACUGUCCUGCACUUGAAUACACACCUACUCAAGAUGGAGUAUACCAGAAUGCAGUGCCGGCCAUUAGUUAAGGCCCUCCGUCAGUCUCUGGUGAAAAGAUUCUCUGGAAUCUUUACCAAAACAAACAUGGCCAAAGAGAGUGGAGGAGAGGAACCUUUUAGCCACAAUGUGUACUUCUUAGCUACCAUGCUGGAUCCACAGUUUGGCUUAAGUUGGGUGGAUCUGGAUGUUAACAAUGGGGGAAACUCCGAGAUGAACUGAAGAAGACACUAACAGACACUUUGAUCUCAGAGGUGGAGAAAAUAAGCAGUGAAGGAGAAGCAACUGACUCAGAGGCCAUGAAUGUGGAUCCACCCAGUGAUUCGCCACCAGUCAAAUUCCCGCAUCUUCUGUCCCGCUACAAGGCUCACAAGAAGCGCAGCUCAACAACCCAGGAUUCAAGUAUUGAAACACAGAUAAGCAAAUACUUUGACGUCAUCCAUGAUACAGAUACUGACACUGACAAUGCACUCUCCUUCUGGGCCAAAAACCAUGACAGAUACCCUCAACUCCACAAUCUGGCCAUGAAGGUGCUGUCGGUCCCUGCCUCCUCUGCACCAGUGGAGAGGGUUUUCAGUAGAGGGGGCAUUAUAAUGAGACCCCAUCGUGCACGUUUGGGUCACAAAAUGUUGCAGUCUCUAAUUUUUCUUAAAUGUAACCAAACACUACUUUAAACAAAUUUCCCAUUGAUCAUAUUUGAUUUUUUUUUUUUUUCGUUAACUAUAGCUUUAUGUUUAUCCUUGGUGGCGAGCUUGUUAGGAGUGUUUUGCCACUGCAGUUCAUUCAGGUUUGGCAUAUAAUGUCAUCAAUGUUUAAGGUUCUCCCAAUUACAAUUUUUGUAAUUUUAUGGCUGAAACACCUGCAUUGUGUUAGGUGGAUGGCAAACCAUGGAAAAGGAGUUCUGAAUAAAUGGUUAAGUUAAUUUCAGCUCUUAAGUGUUUGUUCGCAUUUAUUUGCUUAUAGAAGAAAAAGAUAAAUUCCCACAUAACUGCAAUGCCUUUUGAUUAUUUUAUCAAAACUUCUCUCUUACACACCCACACACACAAGAGAAGUGCCAAUAGUAUGCAUAUUCCUCAUUUUAUCAUAAGUGUGUCAUGCAGUGUGGGGACUUGCACUGGUCUUGGUCUUGACUCGGUCUCGGCUUGUCUUGGUCUUGGUCUUGACUUGGUCUCGACCCUUCAAAGUCUUGGUCUUGUCUUGGUCUCGGUUUAGGUGGUCUUGACUACAACACUAACUGUUGGUAAAUUAAGGAUCAUUUGUGUUGGAUAAAAAGUGAGUUAACUCAUCAUCAACAUGUAAAUGUAGUAUUGAGCACAUAAAUCUCAGAGGAAACUUGAGUCUUGUACGGAUGUUACAGGGACAGGUGAUCACGUGUGUUUAUCCGGUGGAGAGAGGCUGAUGAAGGAAUGAUGGCAUCAAAGGC